AUGAAAAUGCGCGGUGGUGAAGUGGAAGUGAAAAGGGUGUUUAUUGGAGCAGGAUGCAACAGAAUAGUGAACAACGUUUCAUGGGGUGCUUCUGGCUUCGUCUCUUUUGGCGCUCACAACGCCGUUGCUAUUUUCUGUCCCAAGAGUGCUCAAAUUGUGACUACUCUUCCGGGUCACAAGGCAGCUGUGAAUUGCACCCACUGGCUUCCAACUUCCAAGUUUUUAUUUAAAGCAAAACAAUUGAAGCAGCAUUAUUUGCUUUCUGGCGAUGCAGAUGGAGCUAUUAUGCUGUGGGAAAUGUCCCUUGCUGAUGGGAAGUGGAGGCAAGUGUUACAACUGCCACAAUUACACAAGAAAGGUGUUACAUGCAUUAGUGGAAUUAUGGUUUCUCAGACUGAGGCACUUUUUGCAUCUACUUCUUCAGAUUGCACUGUUUGUGUAUGGGAACUUGUUUUUCCAAUUAAUGGUAGCGGUGACUGUAAAUUGUCGUGCCUGGAUUCUUUCACGAUUGGAUCUAAAUCCAUGGUAGCCUUAUCAUUAGCUGAAUUGCCUGGAGAUGGUGGGCAAAUUGUCCUCGCAAUGGGAGGAUUGGAUAACAAGAUUCACCUUUAUUGUGGUGGAAGGACAGGAAAGCUUGUACAUGCAUGUGAACUAAAAGGUCAUACAGAUUGGAUCCGGAGUUUGGACUUCUCAUUGCCUAUAAAUGUGAAUGGAGAAGUAAACAAUAUUUUUCUGGUGAGUUCAUCACAGGAUAAAGGCAUUCGAAUUUGGAAGAUGGCGUUACGCAGCUCUAUGUCAAAUGGAAAUGGCAUAUGCAAGAAAGGAGAAAUAAGCUUAUCAUCCUAUAUAGAAGGGCCUGUGCUUUUGGCUGGUUCAUCUUCUUUCCAGAUAUCCUUAGAAUCUCUUUUAAUUGGACAUGAGGAUUGGGUAUAUUCAGUAAUGUGGCAACCCCCGUCGGUUUCAUCCAUAGAAGGGGAUGCCUAUUAUCAACCACAAAGUAUCUUAUCUGCAUCUAUGGACAAGACUAUGAUGAUCUGGCAACCUGAAAAGAUUUCUGGUGUUUGGAUGAAUGUGGUUACUGUUGGGGAACUUAGCCACUGUGCUCUGGGGUUCUAUGGUGGUCAUUGGAGCCCAAAUGGAGAUUCAAUUUUAGCACAUGGAUAUGGUGGAUCUUUCCAUCUUUGGAAAGAUGUUGGUAAUGAUAAUUGGCUGACACAAAAGGUUCCCUCUGGUCACUUUGCACCAGUGACCGACAUUGCCUGGGCUAGAUCUGGUGAUUAUAUUAUAUCUGCCAGUCACGACCAGACAACUAGAAUUUUUGCUCCGUGGAAAAUUGAGGCUUCUCUCCAAGAUGGAGAAUUUUGGCAUGAGAUAUCUCGCCCUCAAGUUCAUGGUCAUGAUAUAAAUUGUAUGGCAGUUAUUCAUGGGAAGGGGAAUCAUCGUUUUGUCAGUGGAGCUGAUGAAAAAGUUGCCAGAGUAUUUGAAGCCCCAUUAUCAUUUCUGAAGACAUUAAAUAAUGCCACUUUGCACAAGUCUUGUCCUUCUGAUGAUAUAUUGGGAAAUGUUCAGAUUUUGGGUGCAAAUAUGUCAGCUCUUGGACUAUCACAGAAACCUAUUUAUGUUCAAGCUGUACAUGAGAUCCCCGAAAGAAGUGAAAUCGAUGGUAUUGACACUCUUGAAACUAUUCCCGACGCCAUUCCAACUGUGUUCACUGAACCUCCAAUUGAAGAUCAACUGGCCUGGCAUACACUUUGGCCUGAAUCACACAAACUCUAUGGGCAUGGAAACGAACUAUUUUCUUUAUGCUGCGAUCAUAAGGGUGAGCUUGUUGCUUCUUCAUGUAAGGCCCAGUCUGCAGCUGUUGCAGAGGUAUGGCUUUGGCAGGUCGGUUCAUGGAAAGCAGUUGGCCGCUUGCAAUCCCACAGCUUAACAGUAACACAGAUGGAAUUCUCACAUGACGACAACUUUCUUUUGACUGUCUCAAGGGAUCGCCAGUUCUCUGUUUUUUCAAUCACAAGAACAGGCUCCGUUGAAAUUAAUUAUAGCCUUCUUGCGAGGCAAGAGGGGCACAAGCGGAUUAUCUGGUCAUGUUCUUGGAAUCCACAUGGUUAUGAAUUCGCAACAGGCUCACGGGAUAAGACGGUGAAAAUCUGGGCCGUUGAAAAGGAUUCAUCCAUCAAACAGCUUAUGACUUUGCCUCAAUUUAUGAGUAGUGUGACAGCAUUGUCUUGGGUUGGUCUCCAUCAUCAAAGGAAUAAUGGAAUUCUAGCUAUUGGAAUGGAAAAUGGGCAAAUAGAAUUGUGGAAUCUGUCUUGUAACAGAGCAGAUGAUGGGAGCAUAGCACCACCAGGUUUGGCUGCCACUCUUGCUAUACGUAUAGAUCCUUUUAUAUGCCAUGCCUCUACCGUAAACCGUUUAGCGUGGAAGAAAAAUGAGGAAGAUCACACGAGUAUGCAACUUGCUUCUUGCGGAUCUGAUAAUUGUGUGAGAGUGUUCGAGUUAACGGUUUAG
Messenger RNA from Sphenostylis stenocarpa, 2511 nucleotides. NCBI's taxonomy places the organism in Eukaryota, Viridiplantae, Streptophyta, Magnoliopsida, Fabales, Fabaceae. The record is from the annotation of a GenBank genome assembly.